AUCGGCUCAAGUGUGUGUACUUCCUAGGCCUAAUAAUCAGCUAAAAAGUAUUCCUUUUUGUGUGUAUGUGCGAAAAUUCAGCUGGCUUCCACCGCUACAUUCUUCAAAAUUUCAACGGCAAAACUCUGGAUGGCUUGACUGUACAAGACUUUGAUCCUCCUUCCGAGGUCCGUGCCUUGAUCGAGGGCCAAUUUCUCUCAACGCGUGCUCAUGCAGAAAGAUUCGGAAUGCCUUCUCCAAAACGAAUCAUUGCUACCGGUGGAGCAGCAGCAAAUAAAAGCAUUCUCAGCUCAAUUGCAUCAAUUUUUGGCUCUGAUAUAUACUGUUCAAUGAAAAUAUGUGUGUCAUUGCUAAUUAAAUAG
Molecule: messenger RNA, 362 nt
Organism: Hibiscus syriacus
Lineage: Eukaryota; Viridiplantae; Streptophyta; Magnoliopsida; Malvales; Malvaceae
Product: xylulose kinase 2-like
Exons: 2
Coding region: 66-362 (98 amino acids)
Biological process (GO): xylulose metabolic process
Cellular component (GO): cytosol
Molecular function (GO): D-xylulokinase activity
Source: RefSeq, a predicted model, not a curated record